CAAACACGCAUACCAAGUAGCUGCUCGGUUGCUUCUCGCGCUCAGUAUCGGACCCAGUGGAGCUGUUCAGCGUUUAUCGGUAGUGUCACCGAACAGUCCCCACGCUCACGGAACCGCUGACCCAUGUGAUACUGCAGCGCUGCGAGCGCCGAAGGGAGGGGGGCGAGAGACACAUUUUCCCCCUGCAUCUCCACUCGGUAGACUGGAGAAGCAGGUGCACACUUGGGAGGGAGAGAGAGAGAGAGAAUGAGAGAGAGAGAGUGAGAGAGCGAGAGAGAGAGAGAGAGAGAGAGCGAGAGAGAGAGAGAGAGAGAGAGAGAGAGAGAGAGAGAGAGAGAGAGAGAGAGAGAGAGAGAGAGAGAGAGAGUUGGAGGGGGGGCGGCAGAGUCGCGCGCGUGGAUCUCUCAUCAUCGUCGCAGUCCUCCGCGAGGAUGUAUCCAACAGCUCGGCUUCUGCCGCGCGCGCGCUGCCGCCAGUGUAACGGAAUCACAUGUGUGAUCUAGGCUAACGGCGGUUCCGAUCGGUUUCUCUGGGCUCGGAUGGUCCGCGCGCUCCAAACACAAUUCAACCGGGAAAUCAACGCACACCAGCCAUGGCGCUGGUCAUGGAACCCAUCAGCAAAUGGUCCCCAAAGCAGGUGCUGGACUGGAUGAAAGGGCUGGACGACUGUUUGCUGCAGUAUAUGAGGACGUUUGAGCGGGAACAGAUAACCGGAGAGCAGCUGCUGCACAUCACCCAUCAGGAGCUGGAAGAGCUUGGCGUGACCCGCAUCGGACACCAGGAGCUCAUUCUGGAGGCUGUGGACUUACUCUGUGCACUGAACUAUGGUCUGGAGACUGAGAAUUUGCGGACUUUGUCGCACAAACUCAAUGCAUCCGCUAAGAAUCUGCAGAACUUCAUCACAGGCCGCCGUCGAGGAGGACAUUAUGACGGACGAGUUUCACGACGCCUUCCAAACGACUUCCUGACAUCAGUCGUGGAUCUCAUCGGAGCAGCUAAAAACCUACUAGCAUGGCUGGACAGGUCUCCAUUUGUCAGUGUUUCUGAGUACUCAGUGCUGAAGAACAAUAUUGUUCAGCUCUGUCUAGAGCUAACCACCAUAGUACAGCAGGACUGCACAGUGUAUGAAACAGAGAAUAAGAUUCUACAUGUGUGUAAGACUCUAUCAGGGAUCUGUGAGCACAUUAUAUCACUGUCGUCCGAUUCGCUGGUGUCACAGUCUGCACACCUCGAGGUUGUGCAUCUGACCAACGUUAUGCCCAGCGAGGGCUUGGGCAUGUACAUCAAAUCCACAUAUGAUGGUCUUCAUGUGAUCACUGGAACCACAGAGAAUUCUCCUGCAGAUCAGUGUAAGAAGAUCCAUGCCGGGGACGAGGUCAUUCAGGUCAAUCACCAAACAGUGGUGGGCUGGCAGUUGAAGAAUCUGGUCAACUGUCUCCGUGAGGACCCGAGUGGUGUGAUCCUCACACUGAAGAAGAGGCCUCAGAACACUCUGGGCUCUACUCCUGCACUGCUCAAGAACGCCCGCUGGAAACCACUCGCCCUGCAGCCUUUGUCCACAAGCCCAUGCAGUGGUUCUCCCACCCCACCCAGCACACUGGGGUCAGUGGGACUCUCACCUGGGGUGGACACACCAGGAGGACAUGAUGUUUUUAUUCUGUCCCCUGUCUAUGGACACAGAGAGGAGGAUCUGGAUCGGGGUGGCUUCGGUGUGUUUGGUUCAGAUUCUCCAGGGUAUUACGUAGAACAGGAGGUACUGGGGGGCCAAUAUUUUCCCCUCCUGGAAGAAGAAUCUGGGAGAAAUACUGGACUGCGACGCAGAGACCGGACCCCAACUCACAGUGACCUCCGACAGGUUUCCAUGGGAACUGAAUGGUUGGCAGAGCCUCAAGAAUCUGGAGUUUAUAAAAGAGGAAGCAGAGAUUCUGAUUCCUCCCUCUUGCGGUUUCUAAGUGAUGACAGAAUCCUGUUGAUCCAGGAGGAGGCAGAGUUUUCUCAACGUGACACAAGCAGGCGAUCCAGGAAAAAGAGCCGGAAUCCAAGCAGUCCCAGUUUUCCAAUCAGCCCCUCAAUGCUCGCUCCACCUGUGCGUCUUGACACAGGCCCCCCUGAGGGGCUGCCCUUCCCCGUGCCUGACUCAAACACAAUGCCACACUACCAUAGAGCUGCAGACACACUUCGAGCAGAUGCUGAUCGAUAUGCCAGUUCAGGACUUGACAGACAAGCAGGGGCAUCAAUGAGGAAGUCUGUACAUUAUGCCUCUCUGAGGACUAAGCCCAAGAAGAAAAGCAAAGGUUCCCUCAGUAGUGCCAGCAGGAGGCGUAUUGCCUGCAAAGAUCUGGGUCAUGGCGACUGUGAAGGCUGGCUAUGGAAAAAGAAGGACGCCACAGGCUACUUUACUCAGAAAUGGAAGAAGUACUGGUUUGUUCUUAAAGACUCCAACCUGUACUGGUACACCAAUCAGAAUGAUGAGAAAGCAGAAGGCUUCAUCAGUUUGCCAGAGUUUCGGAUAGACAGAGCGAUCGAAUGCAGGAGGAAACAUGCCUUCAAAGCAUGCCACCCCAAAAUUAAGAGUUUCUUUUUUGCUACAGAUCAUUUAGAGGAGAUGAACAGAUGGAUGAAUCGUUUAGGUUUGGCUGCUAUUGGCUACACGCCUGAUGAUCCAGUACCACGUCCUGAUGAAGAUUACUGGAGCGAGAGUGAUCAAGAUGAGGUUGAUGGCUCUAUGACACUCAAACAGGAAGCCACAUACCACCACAACCCCACUGCAACUUCGACCAGUCCAUUUCCUGAGCGUCACUUUUCCAGCGGCUCCACAUUCUCACAUUCCUCUGCCGAGGAGUCCCAUUCUUCUUGCCGAUCCUCCCAUCGAGAACGCCGCUCAUGGCAGGACCUGAUUGAAACACCUUUGACCAGCACAGGAUUACACUACCUGCAGACCGCAGAAGAGGAGGAACCAGGCCUGCUGUCACCUGACCAACUGCGGCAAGCCACGCUCCCCGCUCAGCGCCGGCGUCCUCUAGAGCGGGAAGGGCCUUUUCCAUUGACGGACAGCGAGGAGUCCAGACCCCGGCAUCACACUCACAAGCAGCGCAGCCAGAGCCUCCCUCGCCACCGUGACACGCACGGAGGACACUCGCACCGCAGCACUCGUACACACAUGCACACGCAUGGUACUCUGAGGCCACGAACUCACCUCCAUGAAGAAGAUGAGGAAGAAGAGGAGGAGAAACAUGUGCGGAAAGCCAGCAGCAGAAGGCCUGAGAGUGACGAGAAAGCAUCUGAUGGCACGGAUGGCCUUCAGGAGCUGUACAAAUCGCUGGAGCAGGCCAGUCUGUCUGCUUUCGGCCAGCAGAGGCCUUCCACCAAACAAGAGUUUAGACGAUCCUUCAUCAAACGCAGUAAUGACCCUGCCACGAAUGAACGACUGCACCGCAUACGGGUUCUCCGCUCCACACUCAAGGCAAAAGAGGGCGACUUGGCGAUAAUCAGUCAGGUGCUGGACGACCCUUGUUUGACCUCCAGGAAGUUUCGUGAAUGGAAGCAACGCAACCAUGAGCUCUUCCUGGAUAUCUGUGAGUUCAGCUCUGCCCCACUGGAACCGCCCAGCGAGUCCAAUGACCUUUCACCUCUGUCACCAACAACGCUGAUGAUGCACACUCACUCCUUCAUAGAAACACAUGUGUGAAACACAUUCACACACUCACACAACAAACAAACAGUCACACUCUUAAACAAAGACACAAAGGGAUACAAAUAAUGUGAGUCGUGCGUCUCAAGCCCACAUUCACACGCACACACACUUUAAAAAAAACACUGUGAAUUCAGACUGUCUUCACUUUUCCUUGACGGAUGACCUGAUACUGCCCUCCUCCUGACCGUGAGUGACACCGGAUUAAACCAAUACACUGUAAGAUCAAAUGUCGAUGAAGUGACCCAGCCUCUGGAACUACUGCAGACAGACAAACAAAGUCAGACUGCUUGCCAUGGGAGCGAAAGAGUUACGGCUCAUUGCAAACUCUGUACAAUAAAUUUCAUCACAGCCACUAUUUGAGACGGAUGGAAGAAAGGCCCUGUGAGGUGCCCAGUGCAUGCCUGAAGAAUCUUCAUCUUUCCAGAGUAAUUGACCACCAGUUGAACAAAACAGAACCGUAUAUAAAAAAGAAUCUCUUAUUUUUGUCUCUGAUUGGAGUGGGGGAAAAUCUUUUUUUACAUCUUAUGAGGAUUUUGUUCGCUUAUUUAUUUAUUUAUUUUCCUUUAUUUUGAUUUCCUUCCCUUGGAAUGCUGCAGGAAGAGCACUCAUGUAGCCAUGGGCAACAGGCUUCACUCUGUUACCAAGCAACACCGCCCUACUGUGUUACUCUAUACAACUCUCAAAGCAAGCAAGAGUGUUGGAAAGUGUGAGUGUGUGCGUGUGUGUGUGUGAGCAUGUGUGUGUAUUAGAGUAAUGAGAGAAAGACUGAAAGUGAGUCGACGGAUGUAGAAGAUUCUCUUUUGGAGAUUUGAGUUCGCAAAUGGGAAAAGAUGAACUCCUGGCAGGUAGUAACGCGUUUAAUUUGGCUUCUUUAGAAUAUUUAUAUUAUAGCUGAACUCAUGCAUGGUUUAAAAAAGUAUUACUAUAUGCUAUCAGGCCAGAGAACAGUCUGUAUAUAAGAAAAUAUUAUUUGCAUAGCUGCAUCCUCUGUUUAAAACUGUGAAUUGUACUCGUGAAUGCAAUCUUUUGACUCUGCCAACGCAGAACCUUUCUACUCUCUAUUUUUUUCUACAAAAAAAGAUGACAAAAGACGAAAAGCUUUGCUUCUCUGAUGUUAUGACUGUUUUUGCUUGUUUCCGGGUCUUUGCUGGUCAUUACCUCUGAGCUAUGGGCUACAUUCAGGUUGUUUCUGUUUGCUAAUGUCCGUGUUCCUUAGACAGACUCCACUAGCCAAAAGCUUACAUGUUAGCGUCAGUCCUUUUCAAUUCUAGACGUCAGUGGCUCAGGAUUCCACAAUUAGAUCAAGUCAAAUGGGAGAAAACCUGAGGUUCAAAUAUAGAAAGAAAUUGGUUCAUUCCUGGCUGUGAAGUGGAAAAUGUCCCCCUCUUCUAAUAAAUGUUGUGUGUGUGUGUGUGCCCUCAUCCCUCCACACCCAAACGCAUUGCUUUUAAACACAGCCCUGCAUAUGAGCUCAGUGUUACAGUUCUGUUUGAUUGUCACUUUUAGGAUCUUGUGGGAUGUAUUUUAAUUGAAUAGAAUGUAUUCAUUCAUUACUAUCUGUGAGACUCAUUAGAACAAACACACAGACACUACCCACACACAGACAAUACUUUCAUGUUUGUGGUCGAUGCUUUCUUACCAAAGCAACUCUCAGAAUCACAUCUGCUCAUUACAGCUUCUCUUUUAAUGAUUCUUUUAUGUGAAUGUUGGUUACACUUUACUGUUUCAUCCCAUGAUGUGUGUGUGUAUGAAUGAGUGCGUGUUUUCCAGGCCAUCGGGGUUUCACUGUGGUUUUAAGGGCAUGUCCCCCCUCUCCCCCCACACGGCUAUGCUGUAUAAGGUGUAAGUUGCACUGCAACAUUGAGACGGAACAUAUUGCUCUUUUUUCAAGGUUUUCUUUCAAAAAGUCCCCUUCUGUAUAUUAAAACACCAGGAAGAGCCUGAUAUUUAUUCACAGUAUUAUUCAAAGCUAACCCUCUUUGCUUUCAGAAAUAUAAAUACAUAUAAAAAUAUAUAUAAUACAGAUUGUAAAAUGUUAAACUAAUAAACUGAGUUCUCUGCA
Messenger RNA from Danio aesculapii, 5756 nucleotides. Its product is annotated as connector enhancer of kinase suppressor of ras 2. Gene Ontology annotation, biological process: regulation of signal transduction. The transcript is spliced from 23 exons. Gene Ontology annotation, cellular component: membrane; cytoplasm. The coding region runs from base 593 to 3688 and encodes 1031 amino acids. Gene Ontology annotation, molecular function: protein binding. The record is from RefSeq and is a predicted model, not a curated record. Lineage: Eukaryota; Metazoa; Chordata; Actinopteri; Cypriniformes; Danionidae.